This is a messenger RNA of Trifolium pratense (red clover), 876 nucleotides long. Its product is annotated as autophagy-related protein 8C-like. The record is from RefSeq and is a predicted model, not a curated record. Gene Ontology annotation, biological process: cellular response to nitrogen starvation. The coding region runs from base 262 to 621 and encodes 119 amino acids. NCBI's taxonomy places the organism in Eukaryota, Viridiplantae, Streptophyta, Magnoliopsida, Fabales, Fabaceae. The transcript has 6 exons.
CCGAACACAUCGCAGCUUACUUGGUGACGAAGCGAUAGAAGUCUUAAACAGAAUGUAUAAGUAGACAUUCCGUGUUCAACUCAAACAGAACAACCAAAAUCAAAGGAAUCAACAAACCCUAAUUUCAAUUUCACCAAAUAUAUAAUAACUCUCCUUCUUUUCUUUUUUCCCCAAUUCCUUUCAUUCUUUCAGACUCUCAAACCCUCAAUUUGAUCAUCGAUUAUUAGUUCCUCCGAUUUUUAUUGCCCGACUAAUUUAAUCAUGUCUAAGCCCUCUUUCAAGACUCAACAUCCUUAUGAAAGAAGACAGGCUGAAUCUUCUCGUAUCAGAGAGAAGUACCCUGAUAGAGUACCUGUGAUUGUAGAGAAAGCUGGAAGAAGUGACAUUGCAGAUAUUGAUAAGAAGAAGUAUCUUGUCCCAGCUGACUUGUCUGUUGGUCAAUUUGUUUAUGUUGUCCGCAAAAGAAUUAAGCUCAGUGCAGAGAAGGCUAUUUUUGUUUUCAUCGAAAACACUCUACCUCCAACUGCUGCUUUGAUGUCUGCUCUUUAUGAAGAACAUAAGGAUGAGGAUGGCUUUCUUUACAUGACUUACAGUGGAGAGAACACCUUUGGAUCCCACUAGGGCAUAAUUUGAGACAACCUUCUGUAAAUAGCCCAUCUUAGCAGUCAAUUGUCAAAUACACAUACAUGGCUGAUGCUUAUUGCAAUGCUCUGCACUUUUUACUUAUUUUCGUUACCUUAACUCAUGAAUUUCAAAUUUCAAAUUUCAAAUUUUCAAUUUAUAUGAAUCUAGAUUUGGUUACUGCUUAAUUUGAAUUCUCGGUUACUUGGUUUCGGCAAUAUCAUAUUACUUUAUGGUGUUAUUUUUGGAUGAAAA